CCAUAUCUUCUCCAAACUGUGGACAUGGCUAUGGCGAUUCGUUCUGCACUCGCAAAGCUGGCGACUAAAUCUAUUCACAAGAACAGAAGUGGAAUUCUGAUGCUUAGGGCUUUUGCGAGCUCAGCCAUAGACAAAAACCCCAAUCACCAAGACGACGCCGUUUCGGGGUUUCCUGCUGGUCAUUACUUCCGUCACCGAUUCGAUUAUGGAAGCCAUGAAAGCAAAAAGAAAGAGCUUAAGGUAUCUGAUUAUUAUAUGGAUUUAGGAGGAUUAGAGCCUGCCCGUUUCGCCAUGGAAGAGUACAACAAGCGAAAGAAUUUGCAACUGCAGUUUGUGAGAGUUGUGAAGGCACAUAGGCUUCUGCUGUGCACAGGAAUUAGCAGCCUAUAUGUUAUAACAUUGGAGGCAGUUGAUGCCGGAGUGGCUAAACUUUACCAAGCAAAAGUUUCGGAAAAUUUCACUGACGGCAUGUUUUUGGAAUGGUUCUGUCUUGUCAUUGAUGAUGGGUGUCCUAUAGCACUAUUUGAUCACCUAGAAAACUUUUUUCCUCAAAACGACCAUGAAGUCAAAGCGGAGAAUCAAACUCCGAUGUGUAAAAAGAAGGGACUUAAUUGUUCUAAUAACUCAUGUAUCAAACUAUGUCGUAUUGAACCUGCAUAUGACUUAUCAAAUAAUGACCAGAUGCAAAGAUUUGGACAUUGGGCCGUGAAAAUGUUCAACGAGGAAAAGGUUUGA
Messenger RNA from Rosa chinensis, 735 nucleotides. RefSeq lists its product as uncharacterized. The transcript has 5 exons. Lineage: Eukaryota; Viridiplantae; Streptophyta; Magnoliopsida; Rosales; Rosaceae. The record is from RefSeq and is a predicted model, not a curated record. Gene Ontology annotation, molecular function: cysteine-type endopeptidase inhibitor activity. The coding region runs from base 25 to 735 and encodes 236 amino acids.